Molecule: messenger RNA, 1328 nt
Organism: Camelus dromedarius (Arabian camel)
Lineage: Eukaryota; Metazoa; Chordata; Mammalia; Artiodactyla; Camelidae
Gene: EMD
Product: emerin
Exons: 6
Coding region: 149-931 (260 amino acids)
Biological process (GO): negative regulation of canonical Wnt signaling pathway
Cellular component (GO): nuclear inner membrane; nuclear envelope; spindle
Molecular function (GO): actin binding; beta-tubulin binding; cadherin binding
Source: RefSeq, a predicted model, not a curated record
GAGACCGCGGCUGUGACGCGAGCGUGACGCAGGGGUGACGUGAGCCCAGCCGCUCCCGCUGCCCCCGCCGCGUUCCGAGGCAGCCGUAGCCCGGCUCGUGUCGCCAGGCCCGGGCCACCCCCUAGGCCUCCGCCGCCCGCUGCCCGUCAUGGACGACUACGCGGGCCUGUCGGACGCCGAGCUAGCCGCCGUGCUGCGCCAGUACAACAUCCCGCACGGGCCUGUCGUGGGUUCCACGCGCAAGCUCUACGAAAAGAAAAUCUUCGAGUUUGAGACCCAGAGGCGGAGGCUCUCGCCCCCGAACUCGUCCGCAUCCCCUUUCUCCUAUCGGUUCUCGGACUUAGAUGCGGCGUCCAUGGACUCGGAUAUGUACGAUCUGCCCAAGAAAGAGGACGCUUUACUUUACCAGAGCAAGGGUUACAACGAUGACUACUACGAGGAGAGUUACUUGAGCACCAGGACUUACGGAGAGCCUGAGUCUGUAGGCACAUCCAAGGGCUUCCGCCAGCCCUCCGCUUCACUCUCAGAUGCUGACACCUUCCACCACCAGGUUCGCGAUGACAGUCUUUUCUCUUCCGAAGAAGAAGGCAAGGAUAGGGAGCGCCCCGUGUAUGGUCGUGACAGUGCCUACCAGAGCAUCGCACACUACCGCCCUGUUUCCAACGUCUCCAGAAGCUCCUUGGGCCUGUCCUAUUACCCCACCUCCUCCUCUACCUCUCCAGUGUCCUCAUCUUCAUCUCCCCCACCUUCGUGGCUCACCCGCCGUGCCAUCCGGCCCGAAAAGCAGGCCCCUGGGGCAGGUCUGGGUCAGGAGCGCCAGGUCCCACUCUGGGGUCAGAUGCUCCUGUUCCUGGUCUUCGCUGCCUUCCUGCUCUUUGUUUACUACUCCAUGCAGGCUGAGGAUGGCAACCCCUUCUGGGCAGACCCCUGAGGGUCUGGCUUCGUGGUUUUGGGGCCAGCUGCUCUUGGAAGUCCUGGCUGACUGCCUUAGCAGUGUUUGCUGGGGGGGGGGGGUUGGGGCUUUUCUGUGUUCUAGCUUGGGGGUCCUGGGAAAGGGGCAAUGUUUGCUUCUCCUGCCUUGUCCUGCCAGGGAGGCAGCAGGACCAGACCCUCUGCAGCAUGGUGGGCCUGGGCGGGCCUUCCUCUGGAGCCUCCUGGCCCUGCUUGCCUCUGACCCUUAAGGGCCUAGGAGGGCAAGACCCUUCUCCUGGAGAGAACAUGGUGGUUGUCAUUGCAUGAUUUGUUGUCACUUCAUUGGGGGGGAUUAACCAAAGACCACCCUGACUUUGUUUUCAUGAACGCACAAUAAAAAGACCGUUUAUUUUUAA